This is a messenger RNA of Ficedula albicollis (Collared flycatcher), 360 nucleotides long. Its product is annotated as C-type lectin domain family 4 member D-like. NCBI's taxonomy places the organism in Eukaryota, Metazoa, Chordata, Aves, Passeriformes, Muscicapidae. Gene Ontology annotation, cellular component: external side of plasma membrane. Gene Ontology annotation, biological process: biological process involved in interspecies interaction between organisms; immune response. Bases 13 to 360 code for a protein of 115 amino acids. The record is from RefSeq and is a predicted model, not a curated record. Gene Ontology annotation, molecular function: carbohydrate binding. The transcript is spliced from 3 exons.
UCCCUUGCUAGGAUGAACUGGGCUGAGAGUGAGCAGAACUGCUCUGGGAUGGGCUCCCAGCUGGUGGUGAUCAACAGCAAGGCAGAGCAGGAAUUCCUCUAUGAGCAGAUAAAACAACCUCCAAGAAGAGACGAUUACUACAUUGGACUGUUUGCAGAGAAGGUGGGCCAGUGGCAGUGGGUGGACAAGACUCCAUAUAAUGUGACAGCAGCGUUCUGGAGAAAACAUGAACCAAGUCGUGGCGUUGGUGAGAACUGCACUGUAAUCCAGAAUCCUGAAAAAAAUCUCAACAACUGGAAUGAUGUCAGAUCAGAUAAGGAGCAUUAUCGAAUUUGUGAAGCUUCUGCUGUAACUGUGUGA